CUAUUCCUCCACUCUGACUCCAAUGAUGGGGCCACUCAUUGUCCUUCUCUACUGACACCAGUGAUUGGGGCACUUAUUCCUCCCACUGGACACCAGUGGAUGGGGCACUUAUUCUCUCACCACUGUCACCAGUGAUGGGGCACUAUUCCUCCCCCCACUGACGCCAACGACGGGGCACUAUUCCUCCCCCCACUGACGCCAACGAUGGGGCACUAUUCCUCCCCCCACUGACGCCAACGACGGGGCACUAUUCCUCCCCCCACUGACGCCAACGAUG
Molecule: messenger RNA, 277 nt
Organism: Staurois parvus
Lineage: Eukaryota; Metazoa; Chordata; Amphibia; Anura; Ranidae
Source: the annotation of a GenBank genome assembly